UCAUUGCCGCCGUUAAGACCAACGCCGAGAAGAAGACGAACAAAUGCUCCACAGUUUCCCCAAAGCAAGAUGGCGGUGCAGGAGACAGCAGCUCAACUCUCUAUGGCCCUAAAGGUGCAAGAAUAUCCAACUUUAAAGGUUCCUUAUGAAACCUUGAACAAGCGCUUCCGAGCAGCUCAAAAGAACAUAGACCGGGAGACCAGUCACGUGACGAUGGUGGUGGCAGAGCUGGAGAAAACACUCAGUAACUUUCCAGUGGUGGAUACCGUAGUCUCUCUCCUGGAUGGGGUGGUUGAGAAGCUCAGCGCCCUCAAGAGAAAGGCGGCUGAGUCUAUCCAAGCAGAAGACGAGAGCGCUAAGUUAUGCAAGCGACGCAUAGAGCACCUGAAGGAACAUAGCAGCGACCAGCCGGCCAGCGCCAACGUUUGGAAGAAGAAGCGCAUGGACCGCAUGAUGGUGGAACACUUACUACGAUGUGGCUAUUACAACACUGCAGUCAAGCUAGCAAGACAAAGUGGGAUUGAGGAUUUGGUGAACAUAGAAAUGUUUCUUACUGCAAAAGAGGUUGAAGAGUCUCUUGAACGUCAGGAAACGGCUACCUGCCUGGCUUGGUGCCACGACAACAAGUCUCGCUUACGGAAAAUGAAGAGCUGUUUGGAGUUCAGUUUAAGGAUCCAGGAAUUUAUUGAACUCAUUCGACAAAACAAACGAAUGGAUGCAGUAAGACAUGCACGCAAACACUUCAGCCAAGCAGAAGGAGGGCAGUUGGAUGAGGUACGGCAAGUGAUGGGCAUGCUGGCGUUUCCCUCAGAUACGCACAUCUCACCGUAUAAGGAUCUUUUGGAUCCGGCUCGCUGGAAAAUGCUGAUCCAGCAAUUCAGAUAUGACAACUACAGAUUACACCAGCUGGGGAACAACUCUGUGUUUACCAUUACCCUGCAGGCAGGGCUGUCCGCCAUCAAAACCCCGCAGUGUUAUAAAGAGGAUGGCACUUCCAAAAACCCAGACUGCCCUGUCUGCAGUAAGUCGCUGAACAAAUUGGCUCAACCUCUUCCCAUGGCGCACUGUGCAAACUCAAGGCUGGUGUGCAAAAUCUCUGGCGAAGUCAUGAAUGAGAACAACCCACCCAUGAUGCUGCCUAAUGGCUAUGUUUAUGGAUACAAUUCUCUCUUGUCCAUUCGUCAAGAUGACAAGGUGGUAUGCCCCAGGACCAAAGAGGUGUUCAACUUUUCCCAGGCCGAGAAGGUUUAUAUUAUGUGAUGCGAGCGCCACUAAACCUCUGGAACGUUACUUCUCGGAGCCAUCGUAGGCUGGGUGAAUCUCAUGUUGACGUCAUUUGUCCAAGGGUGUCAAUCCUGUGGCCCUUAUUCCAUGCAAUGAAAUUCAUUGACAAUAUGCCCUUGUCCUCAACCGGCCUACAAGACCUUUUCUGAACUGAUUGUUCCGAAUCACAAUGGAGUUGUUCUGCGAGAAACAGACUUGUGUGAUGAGGGAUUUUUUUUUGUGUAUGGUGUUUUUAAACUGGUUCAUAGUCUGGCAUUUAUUUAACUUUUCAAUAGCAUAAAACAAACCGACACAACUCCAUUUCAAUUUAUCUCAAAGGAGCUUCUGCCUUGUAGUGUGUUAACAAAAUGAAUAAUUCAUUUGUUUUUUGAACAAGGGCACCCAUUUAGGUCAUUAUUUUUAGAUAGAUUGUGAAUAGGUAGUUGUAGGGAACACUCUGAUGCCUUGCUUUUGCACCUGUGAAAUCUGUGACAUGCAUUUAUGUUAAUAUUAUAUUUUGACUGAUAUCCUCAGUUAAUGAGGUAACGUUAAAAAAGCUGUA
This is a messenger RNA of Pimephales promelas (fathead minnow), 1825 nucleotides long. It is a transcript of the gene maea, whose product is annotated as macrophage erythroblast attacher, E3 ubiquitin ligase. NCBI's taxonomy places the organism in Eukaryota, Metazoa, Chordata, Actinopteri, Cypriniformes, Leuciscidae. The record is from RefSeq and is a predicted model, not a curated record. Gene Ontology annotation, cellular component: GID complex; nucleus; cytoplasm. Gene Ontology annotation, biological process: proteasome-mediated ubiquitin-dependent protein catabolic process. Gene Ontology annotation, molecular function: ubiquitin protein ligase activity; protein binding.